Molecule: messenger RNA, 795 nt
Organism: Salvelinus namaycush (lake trout)
Lineage: Eukaryota; Metazoa; Chordata; Actinopteri; Salmoniformes; Salmonidae
Product: gap junction beta-3 protein-like
Exons: 1
Coding region: 1-795 (264 amino acids)
Biological process (GO): cell communication
Cellular component (GO): connexin complex
Source: RefSeq, a predicted model, not a curated record
AUGGACUGGAAGACGUUCGAGGCGCUGCUUAGCGGGGUCAAUAAAUACUCUACCGCGUUUGGACGUAUCUGGCUCGCGGUGGUCUUCGUGUUUCGCGUCAUGGUCUUUGUCGUGGCCGCAGAACGCGUCUUUAGUGAGGACCAGAAAGACUUUGACUGCAACACCCGUCAACCCGGCUGCGCCAACGCCUGUUACGACCACUUCUUUCCUUUCUCCCACACCAGGAUCUGGGCAAUCCAGCUCAUCUUCGUCACCUGUCCCACCUUCAUGGUCGUGAUGCACGUGGCGUACCGUGAGGAACGCGAACGCAAGUACCGCAUCACACAUGGUGAAAACGCCCGUCUCUACGACAACACAGGACAGAAGCACGGAGGACUCUGGUGGACAUAUCUCCUCAGCCUCUUCUUCAAGACGGCCAUCGAGGUGGCGUUCCUCUACCUCCUGCAUCUCAUCUACAACAACUUUGACCUGCCGCGCCGCGUCAUUUGCGACCUCUGGCCUUGUCCUAACCAGGUGGAUUGCUACAUCGGCCGGCCCACAGAGAAGAGGGUGUUUACCUACUUCAUGGUAGGAGCGUCGGCUGUGUGUAUAGUGCUCAACGUGUGUGAGAUCUUUUACCUGAUAGCCAUCCGGUUGCUGAGGAUCAGUCAUCGGGGAAGCCUCCAUACCUCCCCCAACAUUAGGUGCUCUGAGCUGGACUGUGAUGGGUGUCAGAUGCUGGCGGCGACAACAGAGUACCAGGAGUGCAACGAGGCCAACUCAUCCAUGGAGAAGAAAAGUACAUCUAUAUUUUGA